AUGCCAGAAGUUUUCAGAUAUGGGAUACCAGAAACCAUUACUACUGAUCAAGGAUCAGUCUUCACUGGUCGAAAAAUGAAAGAGUUUGCAAAAGAAACAGGUUUCAAGUUGUUGACUUCGACCCCAUACUAUGUCCAGGCCAAUGGACAAGUCGAAGCUGCUAAUAAAUUUAUCAUAAAUUUAAUAAAGAAGCAUGUGGGAAGGAAGCCAAAAAGCUGGCAUCAGACACUUGAUCAAAUUUUACAAGCCUGUCGAACUUCCCCAAAAGAGGCAACAAAUACUACUCCAUUUCGUCUAACUUUUGGACAUGAUGCAGUUUUUCCUGUUGAAAUUUGUCUGCAAUCAGUAAGGAUUCAAAGACAAAAUGAUAUGGCCAUAGAUGAAUAUUGGAAUUUGAUGUUAGAUGAGUUGGUUGAAUUAGACGAAGAAAGGUUAAUAGCUUUAGACAGACUGAUAAAGCAAAAAGAGAAAGUGGCGAACGCUUAUAAUAAGAAAGUGAAAACAAAGAUGUUUGCUUUAGAUGAUUAUGUUUGGAAAGUCAUUUUACCUAUGGAUCAAAAAUACAAGUCCUUAGGAAAAUGGUCACCUUAUUGGGAAGGACUAUUUAAAAUUGUGCAAGUCUUCACAAAUAAUGCAUAUGAAAUUAAGGAGUUAAGUGAGGAUUGUCGAAUCCUGAGGAUAAAUGGUAAAUAUUUAAAAAAAUAUAAGCCAAUACUUCAGGAAAUAACAAUUGAAACUUAG
Molecule: messenger RNA, 741 nt
Organism: Vicia villosa (hairy vetch)
Lineage: Eukaryota; Viridiplantae; Streptophyta; Magnoliopsida; Fabales; Fabaceae
Exons: 2
Coding region: 1-741 (246 amino acids)
Biological process (GO): DNA integration
Molecular function (GO): nucleic acid binding
Source: RefSeq, a predicted model, not a curated record